Cloeon dipterum is the source of this 1537-nucleotide messenger RNA. It is a transcript of the gene FucTB, whose product is annotated as alpha-(1,3)-fucosyltransferase 10. The record is from RefSeq and is a predicted model, not a curated record. Gene Ontology annotation, molecular function: alpha-(1->3)-fucosyltransferase activity. Gene Ontology annotation, cellular component: membrane. Lineage: Eukaryota; Metazoa; Arthropoda; Insecta; Ephemeroptera; Baetidae. Bases 128 to 1507 code for a protein of 459 amino acids. The transcript has 6 exons.
GCGCAAGUAGUCGAAUUUCAAAAUAAUUAAAUAACUAAAUCAAAUGGAGAUUGAAAGCUAUUUCUUGUCAUAGUCUAAAAUUUAUCAGAAAGUGCUUCCAGAUAGAUAUGCUGUCAAGUGAUUGGCAAUGAGCUGCUUUUCAGUUUUCUUGACUUUCAAAAUUAAGCACUUUUUGGCACUUGUCACUUUGCUGUCGCUAGCAUUGCUUAUAUUGAACUUGACUAGCUUUAGACGUUUCAGCUCUGAAAUAAAUGCUGUUGAAUUUGAUGUCCAAAUUCCUACUAUUUUAUGGUGGACUCCUUUUACUGGUGAAAAUGGGGUGUUGAAAAAUUGUGACCUCGGUGACGAUUUCCAGGCAUCUUGCUUCUUCACCAACGAGAGAAAAUUAUAUCAACAAACUAAGGCUCUUCUCUUCUAUGGCAGCAGCUUCAAUGCUUGGGAAUUACCACCACGUAAUCCUAAGAGGAAAAGACCAUUGUGGGCUCUCUUACAUGAGGAAUCGCCUCGGAACACUGCCCUUUUGCAGCAUGAGAGUGCUUUGAGCCUUUUCAACUUUUCGGCCACCUUUAGUCGUCAUAGUGAUCUUCCGCUUACACUGCAACACCUCACAAGCUUAGAAGACCUUGUCGGCCACGAAUUUCUCCAGUCAUGGCAGUCAAAGGUUCAGUUCCAAAAGAAGGAGGGACUGGCUCCUGUGGUUUUCAUUCAGUCGGAUUGUGAUACUUCAACUGACAGAGAUAGCUAUGUUCGAGAGUUGAUGAAAUAUGUGAAAGUUGAUUCCUAUGGGUCCUGCCUUCAAAACAAAAUGCUUCCCGAGAGCAUUCGAGAUCCUAUGAGUGCCUUACAUAGUGAUGAAUUUUGGAGGUUCCAGUCAAAAUACAAGUUUUCAAUCGCCUUUGAGAAUGGAGAGUGCUUGGAUUAUAUCACCGAAAAGCUUUGGAGACCUUUAGUUAUUGGGUCUGUGCCUAUUUAUUACGGAUCGCCGACUUUCCAGGACUGGCUGCCAUUCAAAAACUCCACCAUAGAUGUCCGUGAUUACAAGUCUCCAAAGGAGCUAGCUGAGUUUAUUUUAAUGUUAGACUCUGAUGAAGAAAGGUACAACCAAUUUUUAGAGCAUAAGAGACAGAGCCCAGAACGAUUUUCAAGUGAAUUAUUGCUUCACAUGCUUGCCGAAAGAAAGUGGAGCGUUGGCGAAAAACUGUGGAACAAUUUUGAGACAAAGAGCCUAGUCGAAGUUUUUGAAUGCUACGUGUGCCAAAGAGUUCAUGAAAACUUGAAAGAAGGCGAGUCUGUUGUUAAAUUAAAUCAUUAUGAGUGCCCGCCACCAGUUUCCGCUCUAACAAAAACAACGUUGAAUAAUUCAUUUUGGUUUGAGCAGUGGCAUCAAGGGCAGUUUGAAGCUCAACUUGUCAAGGAACUUGUAGAGACUGGAAAAGUUGUUACUCAAGACGAGUUUUAUGAAAUCGUCGGCCAGAGAAUGGUUGCCAAAAGAAAGAAAAAAAAGUAAAUUCUUAUUGCAUUUUUAAUAAAGUUAUAU